AUGGCUGCCACUAUUUCCAUCAAGAAGCAGCAAAAUCGAACAGAGUCUUGCAAGAUGCAGAUUCUCGUCGUCGGCGCUGGUCUCGCUGGCCUGGGAUCGGCUAUUAGCUGUUCUCUCGCCGGCCAUGAGGUCCACGUUCUCGAAGCUGCCCAAGAAAUCCGAGAAGUCGGCGCGGGGAUCCAAGUCCUUCCGAAUAGUUCUCGCGUGCUGCAACACUGGGGACUCGAAGAAGCCUUGCAACCACACAUGACGUCCCCUCGCGUAUGUAACUUUUUGGGGUGGAAAGGAAACUUUAUAUCCUCGCUGGAUUUUCAUGAGUCGGAGAAGCAAUUCCCGGGCACUUGGUACCGCGACUUUCAUCGAGCAGAUCUGCAGCGGUGUCUCGUGGACAGGGCAGUGGAGCUGGGUGUACGCCUUACCUGCAAUACUCGGAUCGAAGAUAUUACUGUCCAUGCGGACGGGGUGACAGUGACGGCCACUGCUGCAGAUGGCAGACAAUGGAGCGCGGAUUUAGUGAUUGGGGCGGAUGGAGUAUUUGGGAACCUGACGGAGGGGCUCUUAGGUCGAAGUAACCCUCCGGUCAAGACUGGUGACCUGGCAUAUCGUCUUCUACUGUCAGCGGAGGAGAUGCGCAGAGAUCCUGAGCUGGUGGCUUUUGUGGAGGAUCCGCAAGUGAAUUACUGGUUAGGGCCAGAUGCUCAUGCUGUUAAUUACGUACUUCGAACAAAGAACAUGUUCAACAUGGUACUGCUAGUACCAGAUGACAUCCCGGAAGGAUCCCUGGCAACUACUAUCGAAGGAAAUGUUGAAGAGAUGUGUGCUUUAUUUAAAGGAUGGGACCCACGAAUCCAAAAACUCCUAAAGCUCUGCAAAUCAGUCCAGAAAUGGCGUCUCUGUAUCCGAUUUGGUGACCACCACUGGACUCACCCAUCGGGGGCCUGGGUCAUGUUGGGCGAUGCGGUGCAUGCCACUCUGCCAUAUCUGGCAUCUGGUGCUGGAAUGUCCUUUGAAGACGGUGCUGUUCUCGGUGAAUGUCUGUCUCGCCUUCCCAACAGUCCAGACAUCGCCAAACACUCCCCUGAUUUUUUGGAUGCAAAACGGCAUGCUCUGGCUGUGUUUGAGAAAUGUCGCAAGGAGCGGACUCGAAUGGUGGUUGAUCGAGGGAACGUACAACAGCAUUUGUACCACCUCCACGAUGGACCCGAGCAGCAAGAAAGAGAUCGAAAUAUGCAGAUGGCCCCUACACCAGAGGGCGAGGCCCUCGCUUGGAGAGAUCCCAGUUUGGCGCCGAAAUUACUGGGAUAUGAUCAUAUUGCUGAUGUUGAUACGCACUGGGGUUUACAAGAGGAUGAUGCGGUUGAAUCCCGGCUAUAG
Molecule: messenger RNA, 1374 nt
Organism: Aspergillus tanneri
Lineage: Eukaryota; Fungi; Ascomycota; Eurotiomycetes; Eurotiales; Aspergillaceae
Exons: 5
Coding region: 1-1374 (457 amino acids)
Biological process (GO): secondary metabolite biosynthetic process
Molecular function (GO): FAD binding; monooxygenase activity
Source: RefSeq, a predicted model, not a curated record